Messenger RNA from Guyanagaster necrorhizus, 1464 nucleotides. RefSeq names its product P-loop containing nucleoside triphosphate hydrolase protein. Bases 1 to 1464 code for a protein of 487 amino acids. Gene Ontology annotation, cellular component: plasma membrane. Lineage: Eukaryota; Fungi; Basidiomycota; Agaricomycetes; Agaricales; Physalacriaceae. Gene Ontology annotation, molecular function: ATP hydrolysis activity; ATP binding; ABC-type transporter activity. The transcript has 9 exons. The record is from RefSeq and is a predicted model, not a curated record. Gene Ontology annotation, biological process: transmembrane transport.
AUGUAUGUCUGGGUUUAUACUGCCGAGGUCAAUGCAAAGCGUAUCAGGGAACGGUAUUUGCGAGCAGUUGUACGUCAGGACAUCCCAUUUUUUGACAAAGUUGGAGCAGGAGAGGUUGCUACCCGAAUUCAGACCGACGCCCACUUAGUACAGCAGGGGAUGUCAGAGAAGGUUUCGCUCGUGGUGUCCUUCUUGUCGGCCUUCGCUACCGGUUUCAUAUUGGUCUAUAUCCGGAAUGCUGGCAAUAUCGCCGAGGAAGUCGUCUCUACCGUUCGAACUGCGCAAGCCUUUGGCGCACAGCGAAUUCUGUCGAGCUUGUACGAUCAGCACGUUGCCAAGUCGAAGGUGGUCGACGUCAAGUCUACAAUAUGGCUCGGUGGAAGUCUUUCGGUCUUCUUUUUCUGCAUCUACUCAUCGUGUGCCUUGGGUGCAUACAAAAUCCUUCCUUUCACUUACUUUCUAUUAGCCUUUUCAUUCGGUACAACCCUUAUUUUGUGCGGAGAUGCCAAUGCUGGUACUGUCAUCAUCGUCUUCAUGGCGAUCCUAAUUGGUUCUUUCUCGUUGGCAUUGCUAGCACCCGAAAUGCAAGCCAUUACUCAUGGACGAGGUGCAGCUGCGAAAUUUUACGCUACAAUCGACCGUGUACCAGACAUAGAUUCUGCCGACCUUAGUGGGGAAAAACCCGAAACCGUUUACGGUGAAGUUACGUUCGAAGACAUUCACUUUAAUUAUCCUUCGCGUCCCGACAUCGCCGUUGUCAAAGGGAUCAACCUCACCUUCCGAGCUGGUAAAACCGCUGCUCUUGUCGGUGCCUCAGGAUCCGGCAAGUCGACAGUAAUUUCUCUGAUCGAACGAUUCUAUGAUCCCUUAUCUGGUGUUGUCAAACUGGAUGGACGGGAAUUGAAGUUUCUCAAUGUCCGAUGGCUGCGUUGGCAGAUCGGGCUCGUGUCGCAAGAGCCAACACUGUUUGCAACCACGAUUAGAGGCAACGUUGAGCAUGGGCUUAUUGGAACCAAGUAUGAGAACGCCUCCGAGGAGGAGAAGUUGGCGCUGAUCAAUGGUGGUCAGAAGCAGCAUGUCGCCAUCGCGUCGGACCCACGCAUUCUUCUUCUCGAUGAGGCAACCAGUGCUCUGGACACUCAGAGUGAGGGAAUCGUGCAGGACGCCCUCGACCAAGCCUCUGCUGGACAUACAACCUGUUGUCCGUUUACACCACAAUAUGUCGAGACUGAGUCCUCUUACUUCUGGUUCGGAUUCUUACACAACCCCGACAAGGGUGUCGACUGCCCGCUGCGACUGGGUAUAUACACACCGCCAUUGUCUCGGUCCGUGACCCCAGAGCCCCUGAUCGACCCCCAGCUAAUCUAUUCAUUCCUAGCCGCCAUUGUCCUCUCCUCUCCUGAUUCAGACGCUCGACACGAGACAACCCACGCUUGGGAUAGUGCAGAGAGCUCCAAGUCCUAA